This is a messenger RNA of Oreochromis niloticus (Nile tilapia), 1847 nucleotides long. RefSeq names its product presenilin associated, rhomboid-like b (gene parlb). Bases 644 to 1234 code for a protein of 196 amino acids. The transcript is spliced from 10 exons. The record is from RefSeq and is a predicted model, not a curated record. Gene Ontology annotation, cellular component: membrane. Gene Ontology annotation, molecular function: serine-type endopeptidase activity. NCBI's taxonomy places the organism in Eukaryota, Metazoa, Chordata, Actinopteri, Cichliformes, Cichlidae.
GCGGGCGUCGCUGAAGGUGCCAGAGCUCUUUGGUGACCCGGAAAUGAACAACUGCUCGGCGGCCGUUCGGCCGACCUGUCGGGUCACCGGGCUCCAAUAUGGCGUGGAGGAGCUGCUCCGUCCUGCUCAGACUGACCGGAGAUGAAGGCUUACGGAGCUCCGUGAGGGGUGGCAGGUGGCCUCAGAGCUUCCAGCAGAGAUGCGGCUUCAGGAAAGCUGCGCGGAAACCCGAGUCCAAGAAGGUGGAAGAGGAGUUAGGUCCCGCCCACAGUGAAUCCUCUGAAGCUGCGGCCCAGCGCCGGACCCCAGCUCCUCACUGGGACCAUCAAGCUCCGCCCAGUCCCCACGCGCCUUCGGCCGGCUCGUCAGGCCGCUCGUCUUUACCAUCGGGUUUACAGGCUGCUCCUUCGGCUCGGCGGCCAUCUGGCAGUACGAGUCCCUCAAGUCUCGAGUGCAGAGCUACUUUGACGAGCUGCGAGCCGAUUGGCUGGAGAAGGUGCGACCUCAGAAACGAGGAGACAUCCGCAAAGAGAUCAACCAAUGGUGGAACAGCCUGAGUGAGGGCCAGAGGACGGUAACAGGGAUCAUUGCUGCUAACGCCAUCGUGUUCUGCUGCUGGAGAGUGCCGUCUCUGCAGCGCUUCAUGAUCAGAUACUUCACCGCCAACCCGGCCUCCAGGACUCUGUGCUCUCCCAUGAUUCUCUCCACCUUCAGUCACUUCUCAUUCUUCCACAUGGCGGCCAACAUGUACGUCCUCUGGAGCUUCUCCACCAGCGCCGUCUCCAUGCUGGGCCGAGAGCAGUUCAUGGCCGUGUAUCUGUCUGCAGGUGUUAUUUCUACAUUUGUCAGUUAUGUGUGCAAGAUGGCCACGGGGAGGUUCGGCCCGUCUCUCGGAGCGUCUGGCGCCAUCAUGACCGUCCUCGCUGCUGUUUGUACCAAAAUGCCUGAAGCCAAACUGGCCAUCAUUUUCCUCCCCAUGUUCACCUUCACCGCUGGCAACGCUCUCAAGGCCAUCGUUGCCAUGGAUACAGCAGGCCUGGUGCUUGGAUGGAGGUUUUUCGACCAUGCUGCUCAUUUAGGAGGAGCCAUGUUUGGAAUCUGGUACGUUCUGUUCGGCCACGAGUUGAUCUGGAAGAACCGAGAACCUUUCGUCAAGCUUUGGCACGACUUCAGAACUCGAAGGGGACCGGGAGGAGGAGGAGGAGGCGGAGGGGACCGAGGAGGCGCCAUUUAGGACGCCGAAAUGCAGGGACUGAUGGGAAUAAAAUGCUAACGUAACAUGUAAAGAUGUAUAAAAUGUACAGAGAGAAUCACGGAGCCCGGGCACAGGCUGGAGUCGAAGUAAAGACUCGUGUUUGUAUUUAUAAAACAUGAACGAUUCCAUUGUUGUCUCCUUGCCUGCUUUUGUUCACAGUUUGAUCAGAGACAAAGACAAAUGGGUGAUCGUGUGACAAACAGCCCAGAGAGAUUCAGUCAGAUGGAUUUUUAUGUCUCAAUAAUCUGUAAAAGACAAAAAGACAACUGAGGGAAUCUUACAGAGCUCCACUUACUUCAGGUGAAACUUCAAACCCCAUCAGGACGGCAUGUCUGUGAAGCUAGAGUCUGCUGCUGCUGCAGAACGAACCGGACGACUGAACAAACACCGUGUUUGCCAAACAGGUUGAAGUCCACCAACAGACCAGACUGAUGGUGUCAGAGCGCGAUCUGAGAGGUCAUCAUGGAGAGCGUCAUACGCCUGCGGCGAUUGGCUCACAGCUUUAAUAAAGCCUUGUGAUGCUCGUGGGUUUAACUUUCUUAAAAUAGACUCGAUAUUUGUGUUGUGGAAAAAUAAACUGAUCAAAACCUGA